Messenger RNA from Penicillium cinerascens, 969 nucleotides. Its product is annotated as High mobility group superfamily. The transcript is spliced from 3 exons. The record is from RefSeq and is a predicted model, not a curated record. NCBI's taxonomy places the organism in Eukaryota, Fungi, Ascomycota, Eurotiomycetes, Eurotiales, Aspergillaceae. Bases 1 to 969 code for a protein of 322 amino acids.
AUGUCUCUGCAGUGGGCGACUCGCGCGGGUCCCCUGCGACACCUGCGCCUCAGCGCGGUCUUCUCUCGCCCAACUCGCGUGAUCGCCGUGCAGAACCAGCUCCGCCGUGUAUGUUUGGCGGCCAAGCCCCGGUUGGUGACCCCGCGGACCGGCUCUUUGUCUGCCCUCAUCUCGCUACAAUCUCGCUCCUUGGCAACCGCAACCGCAACCGAAACCGAAACCGAGACCCCAAAGGCUAAGCGUGGGCGCAAGCCCGGCUCUACCACCAAGGCGAAGUCUCCAAAGAAGAAGGCCGUCAAGGCCAAGAAGCCGAAAGUGAAGAAGCGGUUGACCGAGAAGCAAAAGGUCGUGAAGGCGGCUCGCGAGCGCCGGGAACAAAUCAAGGAACUCAAGGGGAUUGCGCUUGUCCCGCCCAAGAAGCUCACAGCGAGCGCCUGGCCCCUCGCGGUUAGAGAACAGGUUGCUGAGCUCAAGUCAGGAUCUGGCACGUCCGUUGAGAAAUUCUCAGAGGCUAUCUCUAAAGCUAAGAGCCUCACUCCCGACGAGUACCAGAAACUCGAAGCCCAAGCAAGCGAGAACCGGGCCAUCAACAAGGCCAACUACGAAGCCUGGGUUAACUCAUACUCCCCGAAUCAGAUCAAAGACGCCAAUAGUGCCCGUCGCUUCCUGACUCGUCUCCUAAAGAAGCGCAUUCCCCCAAUUGAAGAUGACCGGCAGGUGAAGCGACCCAGGAGUGCUUACUUUUUCUACAUGUUGGAGCGCCGUGAUAGCAGUGACCUCAAACCCAAGGGCGGACCCGAAUUCACCCGUAUCGUCGGUGAGGAGUGGUCGAAGCUGACCGAUUAUGAGAAGGAGUCAUACCAGAAGAAGCAGGUCGAAGACCGCCUGCGAUACGAGCGGGAGCACAAGGAAGUGUACGGCGGGCCUGCCCCUGCGCCCACUCACAAGGAAGAGGCGGAUGAGGAAUAA